Molecule: messenger RNA, 2721 nt
Organism: Daldinia childiae
Lineage: Eukaryota; Fungi; Ascomycota; Sordariomycetes; Xylariales; Hypoxylaceae
Product: UBA domain-containing protein 7
Exons: 2
Coding region: 1-2721 (906 amino acids)
Biological process (GO): clathrin-dependent endocytosis; clathrin coat disassembly
Cellular component (GO): cytoplasm; vesicle; intracellular membrane-bounded organelle
Molecular function (GO): clathrin binding
Source: RefSeq, a predicted model, not a curated record
AUGGACGAUCUUUCCGGCCUUAAUUGGUCUUCGACCAACUCGAACAAAGAGGCCACCAAGCCUCCCCCUAUGAAUCCACCUUCUUUCUAUUCCACUCUACGUCCGACGCCAUCCCCUCAGCCCUCCGGUCGAACCACACCGCUCUCUACCCAAGGUUCCGGCUUCGCUGCCCCGAAACCACAAACUGGCAAACCGACGGCCGAUAGCUUUAGUGGUCUCGUGAGCUUUGGGGGCGCCAAGAGUAACGCCAACCUAAGCCUCCGAGAGCGCCAAGAACAAUUAGAAGCUCAAAGGCGUCGAAAAGAAGAGGAGGACAGAAGAAAAUUACAAUCACAGUAUGGAGGUGGUCAAUUUUGGGACAAUAUCGGGCAAGGCUCUACACCUGCGUCCCGAACCAUUUCUCCGGCUAUCCCAUCACCAUCAGUCGGUAGCGGGAUAGGAAGUCAAAUUGGACAGAAAAAGGAUGAUGACGACGAUCUUUUUGCUGCAUUUAAUAGAGAUACAAAAGUUGAUAAUGCCAGCCACUUUCCUCCCCCCGAGCAACAAUUAUCUGGAAAGAAUACCCCAGCCAAUACCGCUCAGCUUGACUUAACUAGCGCUAGCGCAUGGAAUAAGCCUACAGCUUCAGGUGGAGGCGAGCUUGGUGAUGAUGAUGACCCCUUCGGCUUGAACCAGAUGAAGAAAAAACCACAGCAGCAACUAUCAGUUAAUGACGACGAAGACGACGAUUUCCUAGGAGAUCUUGGGAAACCAGUUGACGAGGUACGGCGCAAAACCCAAGCUACACAACCAAAGCCAGAACCAGGUCGGCCUAUCGAGACCACGGACUCGGACUCUGAGCCCGAAAUCCCUCCAAGGGGAGCUAGUUCUGACCCAUUUGACAAGGCAGUUGCGGAAUUGGUUGAUAUGGGUUUCACAGCCGAAAACGCAAGACGAGGUUUAACGGAAAAUGGGACAGGCUUAAACGUUCAAGCAGCUGUUGGGUGGCUCCUGGAUGAUGCACAUAGACAAGCUCGUAAUAAGCAGUCUCCUGCAGAACCCGCUCCCGAACGAGCUAGGAGGGAUGAUAACCGUUCUAGAAAUCAUGGCAAUCCCGCGUGGAUGAGUGGAGACCAUACAGGUGAUCCUCCUUCACGAAGAGAUAAUCGGUCACCUGUUUCUGGAGAUGACUUCUCUAAAAGGGCCGCGGCAGUAGGCUCCAGUUUCUUCAAAACGGCUAAUUCCCUUUGGAAGAGUGGGCAGAAGCAGGUCCAAAAGGCAGUUGCUGAUUUCCAGCAAGAGGGUGGCGAUCCCAGCCAACCAAAAUGGAUGCGUUCAGCCCAUCUAGAUCAGCCGUAUGCAGGAAAGCGUGAGCCUCAGAAUACUACAGACGAAGCUCUAAUGCUAGAAUCUGGUACACGGCCAGAGAGACACUCGUCCAGGCCUACUCAAAGUCUACAUGGUGAACCGCGAGAUCAAUCCCCGGGUUUACCCACUCGACCGCGCACGCAUUCCCCAGGGAUACCCAAAUGGCAGCAAGCAGCACCGCCAAGUUCCCGGGAUCCCCGGGUGCGCUUAAACAAGCAAGAAAUUGAGGAGCAAAGCGCACAAGCGUAUGUCAGUCCUGCAAGGAGAAAAAAGGCAGCACCUCAACCCGCACCGCCAUCUGAAUCUGAACCGAACCUACUAUUUGAUCAGCCUUCACAUCAACCUUCUCAAUCCCAACCCCGACGCGCCGCUCAGUCAUCAACCCCUUCAACUAAACAGCCCACACGGGCCCCUUCAAAGCCCAUCACUCCACGGCCAGCCCCGCCCACUCGAAAUAUUCCCACUAUCCCUUCAUCAACUUUAGAAGCUUCUACACGGCACCGUCUCGAAGGAACAGCCCAUUUUAAAAGGGGAGAUUACGACGCUGCGCACACAAGUUACACAAAUUCGCUAGCCGGCAUACCACAGUCACAUCCCAUUUGCAUUGUUCUGCUUACUAACCGCGCACUUACUGCACUGAAAACCGGGAGUCCUAAACAGGCUGUUGGCGAUGCAGAUGCUGCGAUCGGCAUUAUAGGGCCCUCUCACGGCGAAGGCGAGAAGGUCGCAUUGUCUGAUGGCGAAACACGCGAAAUGAAAGAUUUGUACGGCAAAGCGCUCAGCCGAAAAGCCGAGGCUCUUGAGCAAAUGGAGAAGUGGACGGAUGCUGGGAACGUUUGGCAGCAAUGCGUCGAGGCAGGCGUUGGCGGUGCAAAUGCGAUUGCUGGUCGACAACGCUGUCAGAAAGCGCUUGCUCCUAAACCUAAACCAACCCCGAAGCCGGCACAGGUGGUUAAGUCUCGACCGAAACCCUCCGCCGUAUCAGACCUGAACUCGCAAAAAAGCUCGGAAGCUGUACAGCGCCUGCGGCAGGCCAAUAAGGCAGCUGAAGCAGCCGAUGAUGAGAAAUUUGCGCUUAGCGAAAAAGUCGAUGCAAAGAUCGCUACAUGGCGUGAUGGGAAAAGGGAUAAUCUACGUGCCCUUCUUGGAAGUCUUGAUCAGGUGCUAUGGGAGAACAGCGGAUGGAAGAAGGUUGGCUUGCACGAGCUAGUAGUUGCGAACAAGGUCAAGAUACAUUACAUGAAAGCAAUUGCUAAGUGUCAUCCUGAUAAGCUACCUCAAGAUGCAAGUACGGAAGUAAGACUCAUUGCCGCUACAGUAUUUGCCACCCUAAAUGAGAGUUGGGAUAAAUUCAAGACCGAGAACGGGUUAUAA